This is a messenger RNA of Acomys russatus (golden spiny mouse), 1134 nucleotides long. It is a transcript of the gene Armc10, whose product is annotated as armadillo repeat containing 10. The record is from RefSeq and is a predicted model, not a curated record. The coding region runs from base 186 to 1106 and encodes 306 amino acids. The transcript has 6 exons. Gene Ontology annotation, cellular component: mitochondrion. NCBI's taxonomy places the organism in Eukaryota, Metazoa, Chordata, Mammalia, Rodentia, Muridae.
CCAUCCUGCCCGCCUGGUGAAAGGCUCUGCAGCGCGCCGGGUGGGAGGGCUUCCGAGUUUAGCAGGGCGGCUUCCGGAAGGCGGAGCUCCAGUCCCCACUUCCUUUCUCUGGGCUGGUUCUGGCCCAGCUGCACCUGCGUGUGGUCCUCGCUUCCAGGCUCCUGCAGCUCGGCGGCCGCAGCAGCAUGGGCGGCGCGCGGGACGUGGGCUGGGUGGCAGCGGGGCUGGUCCUUGGCGCCGGCGCCUGCUACUGCAUCUACCGGCUGACUCGGGGCCCGCGGCGAGGCGGGCGCCGACUGCGCCCUUCGCGGUCCGCAGAAGACUUAACAGAUGGCUCCUAUGAUGAUGUCUUAAGUGCCGAACAACUCAAGAAACUUCUGUACCUGCUGGAGUCAACUGAUGAUCCUAUAAUUAUUGAGAAAGCCUUGGUCACCUUGGGGAAUAAUGCAGCCUUCUCAGUCAACCAAGCCAUUAUUCGUGAGUUGGGCGGUAUCCCAGUCGUCGGAGACAAGAUCAACACUGUGAACCUCAGUAUUAAAGAGAAAGCUUUAAACGCUCUAAAUAACCUAAGUGUGAAUGUGGAAAAUCAAGCUAAGAUACAGAUAUACGUUCAUCAAGUCUGCGAGGACGUCUUUGCUGAUCCCCUGGACUCAGCCGUGCAGCUGGCUGGACUGAGGCUCUUAACAAACAUGACCGUCACCAAUGACUACCAGCACCUGCUCAGCAGCUACAUCGAGGGCCUGCUCCACCUGCUGCUUAUUGGGAACGGGAGCACCAAGGUUCAGGUUUUGAAACUGCUUUUGAAUCUGUCUGAGAACCCAGCCAUGACAGAAGGACUACUGAGUGCCCAGGUGGAGUCUUCAUUUCUUUCCCUUUAUGAUGGCCAAAUAGCAAACGAGAUUCUCCUCCGGGCACUCACGAUGUUUCAGAAUAUAAACAGUUGCCUCAAAGUGGAAGGCCGCUUAGCCAACCAGCCUCCUUUCGCUAAAGGGUCACUGUUCUUCCUGCUGUACGGAGAAGAGUGUGCCCAGAAGAUGCGCGCUCUCGCUUGCCAUCACGAUGUGGCUGUGAGGGAGAAGGCUUUAGCAAUAAAGCCCAAGUUCUGAUUGCCUGCUCCAGCUUUCUUUUUUUUUU